Messenger RNA from Lepus europaeus (European hare), 2937 nucleotides. It is a transcript of the gene ESPNL, whose product is annotated as espin like. Gene Ontology annotation, cellular component: cytoplasm. The coding region runs from base 1 to 2937 and encodes 978 amino acids. The transcript has 9 exons. Lineage: Eukaryota; Metazoa; Chordata; Mammalia; Lagomorpha; Leporidae. Gene Ontology annotation, biological process: actin filament bundle assembly. The record is from RefSeq and is a predicted model, not a curated record. Gene Ontology annotation, molecular function: actin filament binding.
AUGGAGGAGCAGCGGGCGCUGGAGGCUGCCCAGGAUGGGGACGUGGCCACCUUGGAACGGCUGCUGGAGGCUGGUGCCCUGGGCCCGGGCAUCACAGACACCCUGGGGGCCGGCCUGGUGCACCACGCCGCUCGGACUGGCCACCUAGACUGCGUCAAGUUCCUGGUGCAGCAGGCCAAGCUGCCCGGCGACCAGCGGGCCCACAACGGGGCCACGCCGGUGCACGACGCCGCUGCCACAGGCAGCCUGGCCGAGCUGUGCUGGCUCGUCCGUGAUGGGGGCUGCGGCCUGCAGGACCAGGAUGCCUCAGGCGUCUCCCCACUGCACCUGGCCGCCCGCUUUGCACACCCCACGCUGGUGGAGUGGCUGCUGCACGAGGGCCACUCGGCCACCCUGGAGACACGAGAGGGGGCCUUGCCUCUGCACCACGCUGCUGUCAGUGGGAACCUGACCUGCCUGAAGCUCCUGACGGCCGCCCACAGCAGCAGCGUGAACCGGCGCACGCGCACUGGUGCCUCCCCACUCUACCUGGCCUGCCAGGAGGGUCACCUGCACCUGGCCCAGUUCCUGGUGAAGGACUGCGGCGCCGACGUGCACCUGCGAGCUCUCGACGGCAUGAGCGCCCUGCACGCCGCAGCCGCCCGCGGCCACUACUCGCUCGUCGUCUGGCUGGUCACGUUCACCGACGUCGGGCUGAUGGCACGGGACAACGAGGGGGCCACGGCCCUGCACUUCGCGGCUCGCGGCGGCCACACGCCCAUCCUGGACCGGCUCCUGCUGAUGGGCGCCCCCAUCCUGAGAGACUCCUGGGGCGGGACCCCCCUCCACGACGCUGCAGAGAACGGGCACAUGGAGUGCUGCCAGACCCUGGUCUCCCACCGCGUGGACCCCUCCCUGCGGGAUGAGGACGGCUACACAGCGGCGGACCUGGCCGAGUACCACGGACACCGCGAGUGUGCCCAGUUCCUGCGGGAGAUGGCCCGGCCGGUGCCCCUGCUCAUGGCGCCCCCGCCCCCGCCAUUCCCACCACCUCCGCUGUCCGCUGCCAGGCACUCCCUGGAGGAGGAAGGAAGAGGGAGCUCAGGUGUCAGGAGCCCCAGCCCUGCCUCUCUCAGCCCAACCUGGCCGGCCCAGCCCCCACUGAGGGAGCAGACAACCUGCGAAGCCCUGCCGAGGGUCACCACCAGUGCCCCGGCCACCUCCACGGGGCCAGAGAUGGCAGCAAGGGACGUCCCCGAAGGCCUGGCCGGGCUGCAGCUAGACGAGCUGCCCUCUGGCGACCUCGACGGAUUGGUGCCCACGCAGGACGAGCACGGCCAGCCCAUCCCCGAGUGGAAGCGGCAGGUGAUGGUGCGGAAGCUGCAGGCACGCCUGGGCGCCGACCCGGAGCCCCAGGCCCAGGACGGCGGUGGGGGCCCGGGCCCCGCGCAGCAGGCGGCGUGGCGCUACUCGCAGACCCACCAGGCCAUCCUGGGCCCCUUCGGGGAGCUGCUGACCGAGGACGACCUGCUGCACCUGGAGAAACAGAUCACGGACCUGCAGCUGCGGCGCCGCUGCCAGGAGUACGAGAGCCAGCUGGGCCGGCUGGCGGCCGAGCUGCAGGCCCUGCUGCCCGAGCCCCUGGUCAGCAUCACCGUCAACAGCCGCUUCCUGCCCCGGGCGCCCGGCGCCGAGGGCGAGGAGGCCCCGGCCCUGGCCGGCGUGCUCCAGGGCCCCGCGGAGGCGGCGCCCGGCGGGCAGCCCCUGCCCUUCUGGUGCAAUCACACCGGCCGCCUGGUGCGUAGCCUGUCCCUGCUGCUGAAGGGCGUGAACGGGCUGGUGCAGGCCGAGGAGACGCCAGGCCCCCAGCCCCCGCAGCCCCCGCAGCCCCCGCCUAGGGAGGCCCCGGCCGGCGCCCCUCGAAGCGAGGCCCAGCGCGAGAUCCAGGAGUGGGGCGUCUCCGUGCACACGCUGCGCGGCAACUUCGAGUCGGCGCCCGGCCCGCCCUGCGCCUCAGCCCCAGGCCCCUGUGAGCCGGGAGCCGUGCCUGGGCAGUGCCCCCGAGGCUGCUGGGCGGCUCCUCCCCAGCCCCAGCCCCAGGGCGGGCCGGCCGACGCGGAGGAGGCCAGCGACUCGGGCAUCAGCUGCGAGGAGGCGGUGUCAGAGGCGGGCGCGGCCUCCAGCCCGGACCUGGCCAGCCUGCGCAAGGAGCGCAUUGUCACGCUCUUCCUGAGCCACUGGAAGAGGUCGGCCGACACGCCGGCCCUCAAGGCCGCGGCCUGCAGGACCCUGGAGGCCCGCCGCGCAGCCGGGGGCCCCCGCGAGCCCCGGCUCAGCCACCUGUGGCAGCAGAGGAGCAUCAUCGCCCACCUGCUGGGCACCUGGAAGGCCAUCAUGGCGCACGUGCCGGCGCGGCAGCUGCGGCGGCUGAGCCGGCAGCCCCGCGGGCCCCUGUCCCCCGAGCAGUUCCUGCCCCACGUGGACGGGGCGCCCGUGCCCUACGGCAGCCUGUCGCUGGACCUCUUCAUGCUGGGCUACUUCCAGCUCCUGGAGUGCGACCUGCCAGCCGAGGAGCGCAAGAUGCGCCACCUGCUCUGCUUCGAGGUCUUCGAGCACCUGGGCGCCCACGGCUGGGAGGCGGUGCGAGCCUUCCACAAGGCCGUGACCGAUGAGGUGGCUGCCGGCCGCCGUGCCUGGACCGAUGGCUUCGAGGACAUCAAAGCCCGCUUCUUCGGCUCCGGCCGGGGUCCCGCCUGGGACUCGGAGCCGGGCCGCAAGUCGGGCCUGACUCCGCUGGGGCCGCGGCCGCCGGCGCCCGGCCCCGAGCCGGCAGCUCGGUGGCUGGGCUCCGGCUCGCGGUGGGGCAGCUUCAGCAGCGAGGACAUCUGCGGCUACAUCGACCGGAGCUUUGCCUUCUGGAAGGAGAAGGAAGCUGAGAUGUUCAGCUUCGGGGACUGA